This is a messenger RNA of Arabidopsis arenosa, 1696 nucleotides long. Lineage: Eukaryota; Viridiplantae; Streptophyta; Magnoliopsida; Brassicales; Brassicaceae. The record is from the annotation of a GenBank genome assembly.
UUCCUCUCCCCUUAAUUGCAACAAUGGGAAAUUGUUGCUCUCAUGGACGAGAUUCAGGGAAUAACAAAGAAGAACCGAGGCCGGAAAAUGGAGGAGGAGGAGGCGGCGCCACAGCGGAAGCCUCUGUGAGAGCUUCGAGACACCCGCCAGCAUCUCCUCCUCCUGCAACCAAACAAGGGCCAAUAGGACCUGUCUUAGGGCGACCAAUGGAAGAUGUGAAGAGCUCAUAUACAUUGGGUAAGGAGCUGGGUCGUGGACAGUUUGGGGUGACCCAUCUCUGCACCCAAAAGGCCACGGGGCUGCAAUUCGCUUGCAAGACCAUUGCGAAAAGGAAGCUUGUGAACAAAGAAGACAUUGAGGAUGUGAGAAGGGAGGUGCAGAUAAUGCAUCACUUGACGGGUCAGCCAAACAUUGUGGAGCUUAAAGGAGCGUAUGAGGAUAAGCAUUCUGUGCAUUUGGUUAUGGAGCUUUGCGCAGGUGGAGAGUUGUUUGAUAGGAUCAUUGCAAAGGGGCAUUACUCUGAGAGAGCUGCGGCUUCGUUGCUACGGACGAUUGUUCAGAUUAUCCAUACUUGCCAUUCCAUGGGGGUUAUCCACAGGGACUUGAAGCCUGAGAACUUUUUAUUGCUCAACAAGGAUGAGAAUUCUCCUCUGAAAGCCACCGACUUCGGGUUAUCCGUGUUCUACAAGCCAGGAGAGGUGUUCAAAGACAUUGUGGGAAGUGCUUAUUACAUUGCACCAGAGGUGUUGAGGAGGAAGUAUGGACCAGAGGCUGAUAUUUGGAGCAUCGGUGUCAUGUUGUAUAUCCUCUUGUGUGGUGUUCCACCUUUCUGGGCUGAGUCGGAGAAUGGGAUUUUCAACGCCAUCCUAAGUGGACAGGUUGAUUUUUCAAGCGAUCCAUGGCCAGUCAUUUCACCACAGGCAAAGGACCUCGUUAGGAAGAUGCUCAACUCUGAUCCCAAACAAAGAUUGACCGCUGCUCAAGUUCUCAACCAUCCAUGGAUCAAGGAAGAUGGAGAAGCACCAGAUGUUCCUCUUGACAAUGCAGUGAUGUCUAGGCUCAAACAAUUCAAAGCAAUGAACAACUUUAAGAAAGUUGCUUUAAGGGUGAUAGCCGGUUGCUUAUCAGAGGAAGAAAUCAUGGGGUUAAAGGAGAUGUUCAAAGGAAUGGACACCGACAACAGUGGAACAAUAACUCUUGAGGAGCUAAGACAAGGACUUGCCAAGCAAGGUACAAGGUUAUCCGAAUACGAAGUCCAGCAAUUAAUGGAAGCUGCUGAUGCUGACGGUAAUGGAACAAUAGACUAUGGGGAGUUCAUUGCAGCUACAAUGCACAUCAACAGGCUCGACAGAGAAGAGCAUCUCUACUCAGCCUUCCAACAUUUUGACAAAGACAACAGUGGAUAUAUCACAAUGGAAGAGCUAGAGCAAGCCCUUCGGGAGUUUGGUAUGAACGAUGGCAGAGACAUUAAGGAAAUCAUUUCUGAGGUUGAUGGAGACAAUGAUGGGCGGAUAAACUACGAGGAAUUUGUGGCGAUGAUGAGAAAAGGUAACCCAGAUCCUAACCCGAAGAAGCGGCGGGAACUGUCAUUCAAAUGACACUACUGGAACAGACAAGUAAGCACAUAAGAACAUCAAGAAGAAGGCUUGGGUUGCUCAUGAUUCACCAAGAGAGAGGAUAAAGGCUUUAAAAUGGG